This is a messenger RNA of Nicotiana tabacum (common tobacco), 1310 nucleotides long. The record is from RefSeq and is a predicted model, not a curated record. Lineage: Eukaryota; Viridiplantae; Streptophyta; Magnoliopsida; Solanales; Solanaceae.
UCCAAAAAGAAGCAACAGCCGAAGCUAAUUCCUCCAACCUUAGAACACCCAGCGGCCCACCCCCUAAAACAACCCCUGCCGCCUCCAACCUCAAAAGAUCAAAUACUCCCCAAAGUAUAGUUUUUCAACUAAAAUGACAUGCACACACAAAGAGGGGGAUGAAAAUUUGGACAGAAACUUUAGGUUUUUGUUCUAGGCUUCUAGCUUUUCUAAGUUUUGGUUAAAAAUCUAGAAUUUCAAAAAAAAUACAAAAACGAAAAAAAAUACAAAUAUUCUUUCAUGUUUCUUCUGCUGGACUACCAUUCCAAAACCAUGGAAUUUGAUUAAUCUUAAGGUCAAUUCGAUUUUAUCUGAUUGGGUCGUCGGUCGAGGUCCAAGUUCGUGGGUUUUCCGAUUCGCCUCACCACUAUCUUCUUCGUUCAGAUUUUCACCUUUUGUGAAGCUGUUUCAGAAGCUCUAUUUCUCAUAUAUUAAAGAAAGCUUGCUUAACAGGUCUCAGUGCUUCAUCAGGAAGCAUUUUCCAAGUCUCGAGUUGAGCUGAGUCGGUAUGAGGCUGACAUCCAAAGGCUUACCGAGGAGAGGAAUGUCCUCAAUAUUCUCAGUGGGUAAAAAGAAGAAGAGAUCAAGGACCUCCGAGCCGAGUUGGCCGUGGCUCAUAAAGAACAGACCUACCUGAUUGAGCAGGUUCAGCAGAAGAUCGAGAGGAUUGAGUAGUUUUGUGAAGAGGUCAAUAUGAUGAAGGCGGAGACCUUGGGAUAGAAUCAAAAUAUGGAUCGCCCGCCUCAGAGAUGGAGGCUGCUCGAGCCCAGCUGUCAUCAGCUAAAAGUCAGCUUCAGGCCAUGAAGGAAAAGAACUUGGCAUAUGCCAAGAAAAUUGAGGAGCUCGAGGCUCGGUUGGCCGCCGAACUUGCAAAGGCCAGAUCUGAGGCUGAAAAAGCUAAGGCCGAUGUGGAGGCGAUCGUGGCUGUCUACCGGUCUGAUGUUGAAGCUGAUCAAGCCCAAGAAAGAGAGUCUGCUGAGACCGCUCAAACUCGAGCACACUGGGUUGCCGAACUCGCCAAGUGUCAAUCUCGGAGGGAAACCCUCGAGGAGAUCCAUGGCCGAGGUUUCGAUCUCACUGAUAAGAUAGAAAAGGCCAAAGGGCUCAAAGCCGAUGCUAGGGCAUUGGCCUCCUCUGAUGAUGAUGAUGACACCGGGAGUGAUAGCGGGUCUGAGANGUUUCAUUCAUGCCUUAUGGAAAUUUUGUUUAUAAGUUCGAAGCUUAGGCAAUUUGAUCGAAGUCGGACUAGUGUAGUCUUUAUAAUCGAGUGA